AUGUAUUUCAUAGCCUUUGUCCCAUAUUUCAGGAGCAGUAUGGAGUAUGCCCCUUUUCUUCGGGGUGAUGAGGAUGACAUUCCGUGGGACGAUGUUGUGCCGCCCACUCAGGAUGACUUCAUCGGGACGCAGCUUCCUACGUCCGAUGAACAGAACGAGUUGCCAGCGGCAUGUGGUCGUGGAAGCAGUUACACUAUCCAGGAGGACCUUCUGCUAGUCAAGUCGUGGCUCAACGUGAGUAUGGAUCCCGUGGUGGGAACGAACCAGAGUAUGGGGGCUUUCUGGCAGAGGAUCGAGACAUUUUACCACGAGCACAAGGAGUUCCCUACCACUCGAAACAAGAAGUCUCUUCAGGGUAGGUGGACAUUCGUCAACGGCAUGGUGCAGCGAUUCUGCGGGCACUAUGCUAAAGCCCUUCGUACUAGGCGGAGUGGGAUGACGGAGGCCGACACGAUUGCAGCUGCAUGUCAGAUGUUCCAGGCAGCGGAGAAAAGGGAGUUCACACUGAUGCCAUGCUGGGCCGAGUUACGCCACCAUCCUAAAUGGCAAUCAGAGUCUUCUCGCAAGAAGCAGAGGACUGCGCCAUCAACACAGGAGGGAGAGACCUCCCCCGGCUGCAUCGAUGGUGACGGUGUGACGCCGACGCAUACCAGCGGGAGCAGCCGGCAACUUGCGGUAAAAGAGAAAGUUGAGAAGGAACGCGCCGAUCGCUUUGCAGAGCUGUUGAGGAUUGAGGAGCACAGGUUGCGCCUGGAGGAGGAGCGUGUACAACUGGAAAAGGUGAAGGAGGAGAGACAAAAAAUCAGGGAGGAGAGGGAGAUCAUGAGCAUGGACAUUUCGCAAAUGGACGAGGACCAGCAGGCAUAUUACAAGAGCCUUCGCCGAAGCAUCAUCGCAGCUCGCCGAGCUGAAUCUGGCCCCUGA
Molecule: messenger RNA, 924 nt
Organism: Phragmites australis (common reed)
Lineage: Eukaryota; Viridiplantae; Streptophyta; Magnoliopsida; Poales; Poaceae
Product: glutathione S-transferase T3-like
Exons: 3
Coding region: 1-924 (307 amino acids)
Source: RefSeq, a predicted model, not a curated record